AUGUGUUUUGCUGCACAGAAGAAUGAUGGAGUUGUUGAUGUGUAUUUUGAGCAUGGGGUGUCCACACCAGAGGUGAUUGCAGGGAAGGAAGUUGUAGUAUGGCUUGAUGACAUUUGUGAGGGAGACUUGGUGAGCAAGAAGAACACUAGUGAGGGUCCCAAAGCUGAUGGCAACACAUCAAACCCAACUACAAAAUCGAAUCACAUCCCAAAUGCAAACCCAAGCCCCAAAAACAAUCCUAUUCCAACCCCCUUGAAACCAACCCUGGCUCAUGACAAACCCAUUCUGAAGUCCAAUUCUAAAUCAAAGCCCAAGCUUAAGUCAAAGCACAACCCAACAUCCAUCUCCAAACUCAAACUGACUGAAAAAUCCAUUCAGAAGCCCAACCCAAGCCUGAAAACCAAGCUGAGAGAGCCUACCAAGGCAUGCUCCACAGCAAAAGUCAAAGGCAAAUCAAAAAUGAAAUCCAAACCUCAAUUCUUACCUAAGAGAAUUACAAGAUCUUCAACUGCUGGAACAUAUAGAAGGUCUGCUAAUAAGGGCAAGGAAGCUUUUCAUGUUGACUUAAUUGUAAAUGAUGACUUCAGUGAUGAUGAUAGUUCAAAGGAUAGUUCCUUUAAGCAAAUCCAAGAAGACAGUUCUAACAGUGAAGACAAUGCAAGUAUGUCCAAACUGAGAAAUAGGAAACUAAAAGAAGUCAAGAGAGGUGCAUAUGCUGCUGCUAAGAACUAUUGCGAAGAAUGCAUUCUUUGUGUUCAUGCCUGUGCUGCCCUUGCAAGGCCACAGGCCCCUAACAUUAGGAGGAGGCGUGGAGCUCUGACAAAAAAAAGGAGAAAAGAUGCUGAUGAGAGGAACAAUGGUAACAAGAAAGCCAAACCAAGUGGAAGUUUGAAAAGGGUUUUGAAGCCAUUCACAUGUAGGUAUUGUGGGGUAAAAGGGCAUACUAAGAGAGGGUGCUCAAAGAAGAGACUGGAUGAAGUAGCUGCUGCUGUUGCAGCUGCAAAGGCUGCUGCAGAUAAAGCCAAAUCAAAGGCUGCUUCAGAGGCUGGCCCUCAACCUCAUACUGCUGCUUCUGCUUCACAAGUUGGCCCUCAACCUCAUACUGCUGCUGCACCAGUUGAUAAACCUCCUGCUGUGGAGAUUGAGAUAUCACAACCAAACUACGAAGGAUCACAUGACAUAAUAGGAUCUGCUGCACCUGCACCAUCAAUGCCGGACAAGUUACCCACUAAAAGGAGGAGCUCACCACCACCUCAAUCUAUUUGUGUGAAUCCAAUGCAAGGAGCCAAUGAGGCAACAUCUUUCAGAUUGGCCAAUUUUAUGAAGUUUGUUCCAACUCCCGGUUUCAGAGCACCAAGAAAAAAGAACAAUUGA
Molecule: messenger RNA, 1374 nt
Organism: Arachis ipaensis
Lineage: Eukaryota; Viridiplantae; Streptophyta; Magnoliopsida; Fabales; Fabaceae
Source: RefSeq, a predicted model, not a curated record